Messenger RNA from Belonocnema kinseyi, 1101 nucleotides. It is a transcript of the gene purple, whose product is annotated as 6-pyruvoyl tetrahydrobiopterin synthase. Gene Ontology annotation, molecular function: 6-pyruvoyltetrahydropterin synthase activity. The coding region runs from base 442 to 954 and encodes 170 amino acids. The transcript has 5 exons. NCBI's taxonomy places the organism in Eukaryota, Metazoa, Arthropoda, Insecta, Hymenoptera, Cynipidae. Gene Ontology annotation, biological process: tetrahydrobiopterin biosynthetic process. The record is from RefSeq and is a predicted model, not a curated record. Gene Ontology annotation, cellular component: mitochondrion.
UGAUUAUAUAACUUGUAAGAAAUUGGUCUUCGCUUACGCUUUAUUGCUGCUGCCAGUGUCUUCGAUGGUUGUCAUUAUCAAAAUUUAAACUUUAAUCUAUAGUUUCAUCAGCAACUACACUUGCGGCGGUCAUAUUUUGUGACCAACUGAUCUAAAUUCUCUAUCCUUGCAGUGGCUCACUAUAGAGGAAUUUCAAGAGUAUAAAUGACAGGAAUGAGUGACAUGAGUGACACAUUCCACGAUGCACUCGCCAGUCUACGAAAAUUUACGAGAGUGUACGAGAAGGACCGAUAUCUAGCGAAAUUAGCCGAGACUAGUCGAAGUUUAACCGUGCGUGAGUGAAGUGAAUCUUGUCAGAUCCUUUCGAAGAUCGUGAAUAAUUGUGAAUAAAAAACAUUAAACAGGUGUAAUCAAGAAUUAUGUUACGUGCUGAUAUCUGAUAUGAUUCAUACAGAUCGAAUAUCAAGCACCUGUUGGUAUCGCAACUGCACUUGCUGCACUGGUAACUAUCGGUUCAUUUCACAAAUAAUAAUGGCUCAACGAAUUGCAUAUUUAACCAGAAAAGAGCACAUAUCGUCAGCUCAUCGCUUACACAGUCCUCAAUUAAGUGAUGAAGAGAACAAACAGAUAUACGGAAAGUGUAAUAGUUUUCAUGGACACGGACACAAUUACAUAGUUGAAGUUACCCUGAGAGGUCCAGUAGAUCCAGUUACUGGUAUGGUGAUGAAUAUUACGGAUUUGUCCCGUUAUAUGAAGGACGUCAUAAUGGACCGACUGGAUCACAAGAAUUUAGAUAAGGACGUACCAUACUUCAAAGAUGUUGUAUCAACUUCUGAAAAUGUAGCUAUUUACAUUUUCGAUGAAAUAAAAAAGUUACUUCCUACACCCGAAUUAAUGUUCGAAGUCAAACUUUAUGAGACUGAUAAAAAUAUUGUUAUAUACAGAGGUGAAUAAUUUAAUAAAUUAUGUGAAUAUUAAAUUUUUUAUUAAGUGUAUACCACAGAAAAUACUCCAUUUGUUAUUAUUCUCAAGAUAUAGAAAAUAUUUAUUAUUGAAAUUGUAUUUUUUUUUAUUUUGAAUAAAUCUGGGCAAAAUUGAAAU